Messenger RNA from Adineta steineri, 1416 nucleotides. The record is from the annotation of a GenBank genome assembly. NCBI's taxonomy places the organism in Eukaryota, Metazoa, Rotifera, Eurotatoria, Adinetida, Adinetidae.
AUGGCAAUGACAAACAAUAAAACACAUUGUUUUACAUGUAAUACAGAUAAAAUAACAUAUCUUUGUAAUGGAUGUUUCAAAAAAUUUUGUUUAUUGGAUUUAACAAGACAUCGUCAAAUAUUAAAUGAAGAAUUACAUCUUAUUAUUAAUGAUUAUAAUCAAUUUAAAGAAAGAUUUGAUGACCAAAAACCGACUUCGCAUGAUCUUUCUUUAAUAGAUCAGAUUAAUCAAUGGGAAACAGAUUCAAUUGACAAAAUUAAACAAAAAGCCCAGGAGUGUAGAAAUAUUAUCAUUGACUAUUCACAAAUAUUUUUGAAUAAUACUGAAAAGAAAUUUAAUGAUUUAUAUGAACAACUAAAACAAUUUCACAAUGAAAGUGAAUUUAAUGAGAUUAAUUUAAAUUAUUUAAGACAUGAAUUAAUAAAAAUUAGAGAAGAAUCAAAUAAUAUACCAAAGACUUCUAUUUGGCUAGAUUCUCAACCAUUUAUUAAUGAAAUUUCAGUUAUUUUAUUAGAAAACAAACCAAAAUGGGAUAAAUGGAAACAAAAUGCGAUCACUGUGGCUGCUGGAAAUGGUAAUAAACAAGAAUUAGAUCAACUCUAUAGCCCUCGAGGAAUCUUUAUUGAUAAAAAGAAAAAUAUUUUCAUUGCUGAUUGGACAAACCAUCGUAUAGUUGAAUGGAAAUGUAAUGAAAAGGAAGGACAAACCAUUGCAGGUGCCGAUCGAUGGGGAAAUCAUAUGCAUCAAUUGUAUGGUCCAACUGAUGUGAUUGUUGAUCAACUAAGUCAUUCGAUCAUUGUUGCUGAUCGUGGAUAUAGACGAGUAAUUCAAUGGUUCAAUAAAAAUCAACAUAUUCUCAUUAAGAAUAUUCACUGUUAUGGCUUGGUAAUGGAUGAAUAUGGAUUUCUUUAUGUCUCUGAUUGGAAGAAGAAUGAAGUGAGACGAUGGAAAAUGGGAGAAUACAAUGAAGGAAUUGUGGUGGCAGGUGGAAAUGGGCAAGGAAAUCAACUCAACCAACUUAAUUGUCCGGGUGAUAUCUUUGUUGAUAAAAAUCAGUCUGUUUAUGUAUCAGAUAGAGACAAUCAUCGCGUGAUGAAAUGGAGAAAAGGUGCAAGAGAAGGCACAAUUGUGGCUGGAGGAAACGGUAAAGGAAGAAAUCUCAAUCAAGUAUCUUUACCUCAAGGAGUAUGUGUUGAUGAUUUGGGUCAAAUAUAUGUAGCAGAUUUUAGGAAUCAUCGUGUAAUGCGUUGGUGCGAAGGAAAAGAAGAAGGUGAAAUUGUUGUUGGUGGAAAUGGUAAAGGAAAUCAAUCAAAUCAAAUGAGUUGUCCCACAGGUUUAUCUUUCGAUGAUGAAGGCAAUCUUUAUGUUGCUGAUUAUAAAAAUCAUCGAGUUCAAAAAUUUGAAACAAUCGUGUGA